This is a messenger RNA of Talaromyces stipitatus ATCC 10500, 675 nucleotides long. Its product is annotated as reverse transcriptase, putative. The record is from RefSeq and is a predicted model, not a curated record. The transcript is spliced from 2 exons. Bases 1 to 675 code for a protein of 224 amino acids. NCBI's taxonomy places the organism in Eukaryota, Fungi, Ascomycota, Eurotiomycetes, Eurotiales, Trichocomaceae.
AUGGCACAGGUGGAGGAGUCAGUACUUCAGGCAGGAAACACAGCCCCUGGCUCAGACGAAAUCCCAACCUGCAUACUUAAAGUGACUGAUUGGUCCUUACCUAGAUCAUAUAGACCGAUUGCUCUCCUAUCAGUUCUUGGCAAAGGACUUGAGCGCUUGGUGGCAUGGAAUAUGGCAUGGAUCUCUAUACACUAUAAAGUAUUAGCAAGGCAACAGUUUAGGGCUCUCCCACUAAGAUCUGCAAAUGAUCUAACCACAUGCCUAACAUAUGAUGUUGAACAAGCACUAAAUCAAGGCAUGACUGCCUCACUCCUUACCCUAGAUGUCAAGAGCGCUUUUGAUGCCGUGCUUCCCGGCAGACUCAUCCGCAGAUUACGUGAGCAGGGCUGGCCCACUAAUCUUAUUCUCUGGAUUGCCUCCUUUGCUACUGGGCGAUCAGUCCAGAUCCGACUCAAUGGAGAGAUUGACCCCUCAACAGACAUUGCCUGCGGUCUUCCACAAGGAUCCCCAGUAUCUAGCAUUCUUUUCAUACUCUACAUAGCGCCCCUAUUCUGUCUAGGAAACCCAAGGAACAGAUUUGGUUACGCAGACGAUGCAGCUAACCUGGCAAUCUCAACAUCUCUUGCUACUAACUGCGAAGCAUUAUCAGACUCACUACAAGAAGCUCUAAACUAG